Molecule: messenger RNA, 2341 nt
Organism: Oncorhynchus kisutch (coho salmon)
Lineage: Eukaryota; Metazoa; Chordata; Actinopteri; Salmoniformes; Salmonidae
Product: protein Wnt-16-like
Exons: 4
Coding region: 269-1345 (358 amino acids)
Biological process (GO): multicellular organism development; canonical Wnt signaling pathway; cell fate commitment
Cellular component (GO): extracellular region
Molecular function (GO): frizzled binding; cytokine activity
Source: RefSeq, a predicted model, not a curated record
AGUCCAGGAUAAAACUGUUUGUCUGCGUUUUGGGGAACACCGUCGGGAACUUAUUUUAUCACCCAUCCAACUGUAGGCUACUAGCCGCCGAGCCACAUUAUUUUUUUUACUGAAUUGCUCGAGAUAACCACGGAUUGAGGAUUAUUUCUGUUAGGGUCCUAUGCUGUGGGACUAGCAUGAGACAGAGCCCAGCACCGAUCCAGCGCUCCAUGGACAUACCCUUCCCCAGUGCCCGGGAGGCCAGUCAGCUUCUGUAAAUGAGGUGGCCAUGGAGAGAAGAAGCGGCUGUGGAGUACAUCAGAUCUGCUUUCUGUUUCUCUUACUGUUUUCACUGUAUCCUGUCUACUGUCGAGCCAGUUGGAUGUGGUUGGGAAUAACCUCCGUGGGAGUACCAGAGAAACUGGCCUGCGCCAAUCUCCCGCUGACGCACAAGCAGAAGGACCUGUGCAAGAGAAAGCCCCAUCUCCUGCCAAGCAUCAAGGACGGCGCGCGCAUCGGCAUCGCGGAGUGCCAGACGCAGUUCGAGCACGAGCGUUGGAACUGUUCUACCGCCAAAGAGCUCUCUGUGUUCGGCUACGAGCUAACCAGUGGGACCAAGGAGACAGCGUUUAUCCACGCGGUGAUGGCGGCUGGGCUGGUCCAGGCAGUGACGCGCUCAUGCAGUGCGGGCAAUAUGACAGAGUGCGGCUGUGACACCAGCCUGCAGGGCACAGGCUCGCCAAGCGAAGGGUGGCACUGGGGCGGCUGCUCAGACCAUAUCCAGUACGGUACAUGGUUCAGCAGGAAGUUCAUAGAUAAUUCAGUGAAGAAUAUAUCCUCAGCCAGGGGAGGGGAGGCACUGCUCACCAUGAACCAGCACAACAGUGAAGCCGGGAGACAGGCUGUCGCCAAGACGAUGGCCACCGACUGCCGUUGCCACGGCGUGUCGGGCUCGUGUGCCGUCAAGACGUGCUGGCGCACCAUGGCGUCGUUCGAGCGCGUGGGCAACUUCCUGAAGGAGCGCUACGAGGGAAGCGUGCAGGUGCUGGACCGUUCCAAGAGGAAGGUGAGGAGGAAGGAGAAGGACCAGCGUCGCGUGCCCAUCGGGAAGGAAGAACUUAUCUUCCUCAACAAGUCUCCUAACUACUGUCUGGAGGACCGGCGCUGGGGCGUGGCGGGCACUAGAGGGCGCCGGUGUAACCGCACCUCGGCCGGCCCCGACGGGUGUAACCUGCUCUGCUGCGGUCGAGGGUAUAAUACACACGUGGUUCGCCACGUAGAGAGGUGCGAGUGUAAGUUUGUGUGGUGUUGCUAUGUGAGGUGUCAGAAGUGUGAGAGCAUGAAUGACAUGCACACCUGUAAAUAGGGAGGGGGAGGCAGGUGAUGGCACACAAACACUCACACUGUCCCCAAUGAGAGACUAAAAGACUCCCCCAAUCAUUCCUCUCUCCCAUGGACAAGGGGGAGGGGGGGCGCAGCACCAACAACCCUCCAUCUCAACUCUCAGGAAGACAGUAUUUAUACACCACACCAUCAGAGGUGGACAAAGACAGUGGAAAAUAGUUGACUUUGAUUGGCCUAUCAGGGCCCAGCCUUGUAGGAGGCUAUCCAAUGGGACAGGAGUUCCACAGUGUUUGAGGCUUGAGGAUCCACACACUCUGACUACCAAACAUGGACAUCUUCAUGAUUUACUCAAGAGUAGAAAUGAGCCACAAAACUCAAUGAUAAAAACAAACCGAACUUUGAUGAAAGUUAAAACCUCACUCUUCAAGUCUUCAAAUGGACUCGGUGAAGGAUGUGUAAGUGGAGAACAAAGGGACCAAAAAGUGCCUGUAGAGGGCGGCAACCCAGUCCUGCUGGGUCGCAACAAUGUCAUUACAUUUCCAGAUCAGAACGAAGUCUCAUAUAGACAACUGCAGGCUAGAGCUAUAGACAGUACAGGGAUUGGGAAACCGUCAGAGGUUGCCAUCUUUUGUGUCAUUUUUGGGGCUCUCUUACAGGCUAGGGAGUAAGGACAGACUCAUGGCUUUAUGGUGAUUGAUGGUGGAUAGGUUAGACUUAUUCUUGUUGGAAAGCUUGCAGUAUCAAUGCAUAGAAAUAAGUCUUGAAAUAAUCAUUCAAAUGCUUUGUAUUUUUGGAAUAAACUGCUAAUGACUUCAAAAAUAUAUGGUACCAUGACAUUUUUAUUUGAGAUAUUUUGGAAAGGUUUCUUGAAAUCUACAAAUUUUGUUUUUUACUAUUCAGAUUGCACAAGUCAGGGCAGGGUAAAGCGCCGGGUGCUUUGACUGAGAAUAUGUCAGAUAACGUAAUAGUUUUGUAAAUGGUUUACAUUUUGUAAAUAUUAAAGGAUGCUGCGUCACAC